Messenger RNA from Aedes albopictus (Asian tiger mosquito), 1160 nucleotides. RefSeq names its product tetraspanin-6-like. NCBI's taxonomy places the organism in Eukaryota, Metazoa, Arthropoda, Insecta, Diptera, Culicidae. The transcript is spliced from 4 exons. The coding region runs from base 179 to 1042 and encodes 287 amino acids. The record is from RefSeq and is a predicted model, not a curated record. Gene Ontology annotation, cellular component: plasma membrane.
CUAUCGGAACCAAUGCUGCCAAAACCAUGGGAACAAUUUGUUCACCUCCUGCCACAAUCGUCAGUUUACGGACGUCAGUAGGACAUAGAGUAAGUUGCAAGCGCCUCCACCCACAACAACUUAUUCCCGAUCAACAGGACGUUCCUAGAUUCGAGAGCGUAACAGGAAAUGCAACAAGAUGACGACGACUGGACACGUGCAAGGGCCUCCGGUGCAGCAGCCGCAACACGUGGGUCAUGAGCAACAGCAGCAGCAGGUACCUGCGGUGAUAUCCCGUAAGGCUUUGUCCAUCAUCAAGUAUUCGGUCCUGCUGUUGACGGGCAUGUGUUUGAUACUGGAGGUCAUCCAAAUCGUGUUGGGGGCAAAUGCCGGCAACAUUUUCUCGAAUUUCCACAUUUUCCUGGAUGACAACUUCCACUCGUUAACGGAUUUCAUUCUAGCUGUCGGGAUAAUCAUGCUUUUGAUUGUACUGUUUGGAUCGGUUGGCAUCGUCAUAGAAAACAUGACGAUAAUCGUGAUCUAUAUUGUACUAUUCGCGAUUGUGGUGGUACUGGAGAUUAUAGUCGCCAUAUCUGCGUACAUCAUGACCCACCGCGUUGAUGACAUGCUGACAAUAAGAAUGAACAAUGCCUUUGCGCAGUACCGAUACGAUCCAGACGUGCGCCACUCGAUCAAUGACAUGCAACGGACGCUACAAUGCUGCGGCUUCCAUCGCUACUCCGACUGGUACGAGUUCAACGAGGAACGCAUUCCCUCCUCUUGCUUCGCAUCGCUGGAAGAAGGCAGCACUCCCUUCCAGCAGGGUUGCUUCCACCGGAUGAGCCAGGUCAUCGGCUACGUGGUCAAUCUGACGGCGUCCGGAACGACGAUCAUCAUCAUCUUCCAGAUCAUUUGCAUCAUAAGUGCGGUGGUGUUUCUGAUCAAACUGAAAGGUUACCGGAGACACCAGCAGAUGGUUCUGCAGAACUCGAGUCAUUCUGGAGGAGGAUUCACCGGGUACACGUUGGAACCAUCGAUAGCGCAGGAGAAGAUACGAUUUUGAUACGUUGGGAAUCGAAACCGGAGGCAAUGUUUGUAAUACUCGCUAGUUAUGUACGAAUUAAUCAGUAUCGAAUAAAAGUCAGACAAUGGUAACGUGCUAAUACACAAUUAAAACAUGC